UCUCUCUGUUGCUCUCUGUCUCUCUCUCUCUCUCUCUCUGCCUGUACUUCCAGUGCUGGCUGGCUCUCCUGCUGGAGGUGGAGUUGGCUUUCCUGGAAUUGUCGGGCAGCUUUUCCUGUUGUGCUUGCUACCUCUUGCUCCGUCUCCUGGUUAAUGACAGCCCCACUGCAGGAUUACUGGGUUAUGGAGACUCGUGCCAUCUGGAUCCCCGUGUCCACACACCGUCGGCCCGUUUAAGGCUUUCCCCUAAAUCUACUUUCAUGAUUUGGGUCAGAAGUUCCCACUCGACCGACAUGUCUGUCCUGUGCAAUCCGGGGCGAGAUCCAUCGAUAGCUGAUCAGCUUCCCUGGAUUUCGCUGACCGCACCGCUUUGUUUUGCGUGAAAAUGGAAACAUUGGAGUCUGAGUUGACCUGCCCAAUCUGUCUGGAGCUCUUUGAGGACCCGCUGCUCUUGCCCUGCGCACACAGCCUGUGUUUUAACUGCGCUCAUCGCAUCCUAGUCUCCCACUGCACACCCAACGAGCCUGUUCAGUCCAUCCACGCCUUCCAGUGUCCGACCUGUCGCUAUGUCAUCACCCUCAACCAGAGGGGCCUAGAGGGACUGAAGCGCAACGUCACAUUGCAGAACAUCAUCGACCGUUACCACAAGGCCUCGCUCAGCGGACCCAACUCCCCCAGCGAGACGAGGCGCCAGCGAGUCGCCCCGGACCACGGCCCAGCCAUGACCUCGCCCGGCGACCGGGUCCAGUGCCAGUUCUGCGAGCAGGACCCUCCCCAGGACGCCGUGAAGACGUGCGUCACCUGCGAGGUGUCUUACUGUGAAGAGUGCCUGAAGGCCACCCACCCAAACAAGAAGCCCUUCACGGGCCACCGUCUGAUCGAGCCCCUGCCAGACUCUCACGUCAGGGGACUCAUGUGUCUGGAGCACCAAGACGAGAAGGUCAACAUGUACUGUGUGACAGACGAACAGUUGAUCUGUGCCUUGUGCAAGCUGGUGGGACGCCACCGGGACCACCAAGUAGCAGCCCUCAGUGACCGCUACGAAAAGCUGAAGCAAGCACUGGAUACUAACCUCAGCAAUCUGAUCAAGAGGAACAAUGAGCUGGAAACCCUGAUGGGCAAGCUGAUCCAGACCUGCCAGCAUGUGGAGGUUAAUGCCUCGCGGCAGGAGAACAAGCUACUGGAGGAGUGUGACCAGCUGAUUGACAUCAUACAGCAGAGGAGACAGAUCAUAGGCACCAAGAUCAAGGAGGGAAAGGCUGUGCGGGUGCGUAAACUAGCCCAGCAGAUAGCCAGCUGUAAGCAGUGCAUCGAGAGGUCCUCCACCCUCAUCCUGCAGGCUGACCACACCCUCAAGGAGACAGACCACACCCACUUCCUCCAGACCGCCAAGAGCAUCUGUGAGAGAGUGUCCAUGGCAACAGCUUCGUCUCAGAUCCUGAUCCCAGAGAUCAACCUGAAUGACACGUUUGAUACGUUUGCUCUGGACUUCACCAGGGAGAAGAAAAUGCUGGAGAGCUUGGAUUACCUCACAGCUCCUAAUCCACCCAUAAUCCGAGAGGAGUUAUGCACAGCAUCCUAUGACACCAUAACAGUUCACUGGACGUCAGAUGACGAGUUCUGUGUUGUCUCCUAUGAACUGCAAUAUGCCAUCUUCACCGGGCAAGCCAAUGUUGUCAGUUUGUGUAACUCGGCCGAUAGUUGGAUGAUAGUUCCCAACAUCAAACAAAACCACUACACUGUGCAUGGGCUCCAGUGUGGCACCAAGUACAUCUUCAUCGUCAAGGCCAUCAAUCAAGCAGGAAGCCGCAGCAGUGAUCCUGGGAAGCUCAAGACCAACAGCCAGCCCUUCAAGCUGGACCCCAAAUCUGCUCACAGGAAGCUGAAGGUAUCCCAUGACAACCUGACCGUGGAAAGAGAUGAGACUUCAUCCAAGAAGAGCCACACCCAAGACCGCUUCACUAGCCAGGGCAGCUACGGUGUCACAGCCAACGUGUUCAUCGACAGCGGCCGCCACUACUGGGAGGCCCUGAUAGGAGGCAGCACAUGGUUUGCUGUGGGCAUCGCUUACAAGUCGGCACCUAAACACGAGUGGGUGGGUAAGAACUCAGCCACCUGGGUACUGUCUCGCUGUAACAACUCCUGGGUGGUUCGCCACAACAGCAAGGAGAUGCCCAUCGAGCCCUCCCCUCACUUGCGGCGUGUGGGGGUGUUACUGGACUACGACGCCGGCUUGCUGUCCUUCUAUGACGCCGUGGGGUCACAGCACCUAUACACUUUCGACAUUGCCUUUGCCCAGCCCGUCUGCCCGGUGUUUAAUGUCUGGAACAAGUGUUUAACGGUCCUAACUGGACUGCCUAUCCCAGACCACCUGGAGGGGACAGACUGUCAAGACUAAUAAGACACACCAAUGCAAAAGGGACAGACAAGACACUUCCACAGCUGGCUGACUGUGUUUCACUCAUGCUGUACUGGUCAAGCCAGAUUAAAGUCAUGGAUUUAGAUGAUCUAUAAUCAAGCUCUUAGAGGGGUAAAUUAAUUUCAGCAAAUUAUUUAUGGGAAUGAUUUAUUGAAUUUCCUCAUGCUGCAUAGAUGUAUGGUUUGAUUUUGCACAUUCAUGUACACAACUGCAGUACAUGUUUGCUUGGUGUUUUUUUGUGGGUCAGAUUACUGGGAGAAUGUGGAUAAUAUCGAGUGAGACUUGUCUUUGUUCAACCCUAAGAAAAUUGAUUUUCACACUCUAAAUACUCUUAUGAACCCUUUCCCAUGUGUCAGUUCUUAGCAGCAUGCUGAUAAACCUUGUGUAAGUGUAAUCUGUUGAUUUUGACAUGUUAAGAACUCAAUUUUUGUAGAGCAGUAAUAACACUCAUCUACCCUCUUUUGUUCUUCGCAGUUGUAUCAAUAGCUACCCUGUUUUAUGUUUAAAGAUUAUUUUUGGACAUGUACAAUGUAACAUUUAUAUUCAAAUAAUAAAAUGUCUUGUAAAUGUAUACAUUUAAAUUUUCUGCACUUUCAAACCCUAAGAACCUAAGGCACAGACACACCGUGGCCAAUGUAAAAGUUUAUCGAGUUUGUCACCAGCUCUUUAUUAAAAAACACUAUAAUGUGAAAGAAUAUUAUCUUUGAUUAUUUGACAAAUGCAAAGGUCACAUACAAUUGCACUGGAGAAUUAUUUAUUAUUUGUAAUUAAAUACACUGUGCAAUUUCAAUACAAAUGUGAUGCAAAAUAAAACUUUCAUUUGUUUCCAUUCGACACUUACUACAAUUUGAAUUAUCCAUUUGUUUAUUUGUCUUUGUCCUUAUAAACUGGAUGCCAUAAAUGUAGUUGAGAUUAAACUUUUUUUCCGAAUUUAUGUUUUCAUUUGCCAAAAUGUAAUAAAAACGCAUCAUCCAAUCAUCUGUAUCCCAGA
Messenger RNA from Hypomesus transpacificus, 3410 nucleotides. RefSeq names its product E3 ubiquitin-protein ligase Midline-1. Lineage: Eukaryota; Metazoa; Chordata; Actinopteri; Osmeriformes; Osmeridae. The record is from RefSeq and is a predicted model, not a curated record. The transcript has 10 exons. Gene Ontology annotation, molecular function: zinc ion binding; protein binding. Bases 386 to 2398 code for a protein of 670 amino acids.